This is a messenger RNA of Colletotrichum costaricense, 225 nucleotides long. RefSeq lists its product as uncharacterized. Bases 1 to 225 code for a protein of 74 amino acids. Lineage: Eukaryota; Fungi; Ascomycota; Sordariomycetes; Glomerellales; Glomerellaceae. The record is from RefSeq and is a predicted model, not a curated record. The transcript has a single exon.
AUGUAUUUCGGCAAAGCUAAGUGCUUCCCGGAACAUCGCGAAUUUCGUCAAGACUCCCAACACCAUCCGAUUCAACCCACUCUCCCCCCGAACGAUCCAUCGCCUCGCCGACCGCAACGAAGCACCACUUGUCACUACACGAGACGUGCGAACUUGACAGACGAUAAUUCACAAUGGUAUGUGCAACGGCUUGCGGGCACCUGUCGCGCUACCACAAUUGGCUAA